This is a messenger RNA of Sphaeroforma arctica JP610, 378 nucleotides long. RefSeq lists its product as hypothetical. Gene Ontology annotation, molecular function: metal ion binding; ATP binding. The record is from RefSeq and is a predicted model, not a curated record. The transcript has a single exon. NCBI's taxonomy places the organism in Eukaryota, Ichthyosporea, Ichthyophonida.
CUGUUCGCCAAGAUGGGCGAAGACGACGCAAGUGAGAACGUAGUAGCCGCGUGGAAAGCCGCUGGCAGUCCACACAUUGACGGGUGCUGGUCUCCUCACGAGAGCACACAGCCCAUUGUAGGCGGCGUAUGUGAUGCCCUGAAGUUGCCCGGUAAUCUCCAUGCUUCGUAUGUAAUGGCCAGGGAUAAGUAUGCUACGCGUAAGGCUCUGGAACGGGCUGGUCUUAAUACCCCUGCCUCUGCGAGUAUCUUUACCAUUGCGGACUGCACCAAUGCGUCUGAGGUGGUUGGCUUCCCCAUGAUCAUUAAACCCACUUCCGGAGGUGGCUCACAGGUUUGUGUUGCGUUGUCGAUUGCUUGCACCAAUUUAUUCAUCUGA